This is a messenger RNA of Ruditapes philippinarum (Manila clam), 2475 nucleotides long. RefSeq lists its product as uncharacterized. The record is from RefSeq and is a predicted model, not a curated record. Lineage: Eukaryota; Metazoa; Mollusca; Bivalvia; Venerida; Veneridae. The coding region runs from base 27 to 1391 and encodes 454 amino acids. The transcript is spliced from 8 exons.
AUCUUUGUUUUUUACAGUGUUAUUGCAUGCAAGUUAAACCUGAGAAAGACAUGAGAAAGCUUGGCUGCAAUUCUGGGUGUUCUGAUACACACAAUGCUGCUUGUGGCGGGAACAAUUUCACGUCAGUGUACAGAAUACUACCUCACAACGACUCCAGACAUAUUCCUGAAAAACAAGAGUACAGCAAAAGCUGCCUGAUAGUACAUAUCAACAGCGAAACAAAUAUUACGAGAGUGUAUGAAUGGAAAUGGUGUUCCGUCAAUAUAUGGGUAUUUUGUACGUCUGAUUCAGACCAGUCAGUCACAGUACAUCAAGAAAAGAACAUUUGGAGGGAUGCAGCGACACUGUGUUUUCGAACACAUGGUUAUCCAACUGGAUAUAAAGACGUUCGGAACGUGACUUACGUGGGCAUAUACGGCUGGACAGGGGUCGUUCGGAGUGACGUUAUUUACAAAGAUACUGAUUUAGAAUACUCGAAAAAUUCUUUAGACAUCAGUUAUGGGUAUUUGAAAUAUGAUAGUUCCGUCGGAUAUGUUUUAAACUUUUCAAAAGAAGACACAAGAAACUAUAUUCUCUGCAAUGAUAGGUAUGAAGGAAAAGAAACAACACAAUUGACAACUAUCGCUAGUGAUGAUCAUUCUCCGCCUACAAAACAUACUCAAGUAACCACAAUGACAACAGAACGACUAUCAUCGACACAUUUGACAAACAAACCAAACACAUCUGUUUCGUUGGCUGAUGAGGUUAGAAAGUCACAUAAUGACUCAUCGACCAAAGAUACUGACAUACCUGUCAUUGUAGGCGUAUCAGUUUCAGCUACCCUGGCUGUCGUUAUAAUGGUGAUCAUUCUGAUCCUAGUCCAACGGAAGAAAAUACUUUGUUGCACUGAAGGAAAGCAGUUAACUGAGGUGGCUGAUCAAAAAACUUCAAAGACUAAAAAUCCUAUUUCACACGUAAACAAUUCAUACGAGCUUGUUGAUGCUGAAUAUAUAGAUACAGCUAUCAAAACAACAUCUGAUUUGUGUGAUGACACUUACAACAUGCCCGAACAAGAAGCAGAUGAAGUAAACACGAACGAAACAACAUACGACAUCGCUGGUACCGACAGACAAACAUUUAAGCAGGAACACGACAAUAUAUAUAAUAAACUUCAAUCUGAAAGCAGUCCCAUCUACGAUCACACCAAUGAUAAAUCUAAAACUGGAAUUCAAGCGUCUGAUCAUACAUACAACACAACGAACGAUAUAUCAGUGAAUUCUGGAUUUAAACUUGGCGGCAAUCAUGCAGUUGGUAUGAAUACGAUUGAGGAAAGCCCUUACAAUCACACUAACUCUGAUCUGUUUGAACGAAAACAAGUGGACAAUGUCUACAACACUGCUAGCUUUCAGUAAAAUGUUGAAAGGAAAGGAACACGCACAAUUCAUUUUAUAAGCUAAUAUAGAAGACAUAUGAAAGAUAGUGUAUUAUUAUUAUAAGACACUACGCCGUACGUGAGAACGGAAAGUUAUGUUGGCAUAUAUUUUAUCUUUUUGUAAAACAAAUUACUUCUAAGGUUAUGAAGCCGCUCUAACGCUACUAGUAUAUCGAGGAAUGUUCGAGGAAUGUUUGUAGAAAAUAUUCUUUAUUCUGUGUGCCCUUUGUGUGCCAUUGAUUGUGACAUAUUCCGUAGCAGGUACUCUAAUGAACGCUUGAUGAAUAACCAUUUGUUUUUGUUUUCUCCGAUCUUCUAUGACCAGUAUUGACAUUCUCAAAUAAUUAUUAAAGUUUUAGAAGGAAAACAAAAAGCAGAAACAAACGAAUCAAUUAAGAUUGGCUGUACUGAUUCAACAGGUGUCUUUACUAUUUUUUGUAUAAAUUAAUAGACUGUUCAAUUGUGAGUAUUGAGAAACACAAGUCUUCUUGAUACUUUAAAUAGCUAAUCAGAGCACAACGUGCUUAAGUUGAGCUAUUAUCACCACUCAUCGCCAAUCAUCCGGCACCUGUCCGUACGGACUCGAGUGACAUUAUGGGAUGAAUAUUCGUGUUCAUCUAGUACAGCCUUGUGGGGAAAAGUUUGCUGACUGAUGGGGUGAAAAUAAAUUGCUUAUGGGAUUUCAGAGAUCAAGGAAAUUACCCCAUAAUGUCAACUCAAGGAGAACGUCCGUCCGUCAACACUUCUCUUUAAUCAACAUCUCCUCCUUAACCACCUGGUCAAUAAUACCAAAACUUUCUAGGAUUCGUUGUAUACUCUUUUUUUUGAAAAGAAAUUGGCUAUUACACAUUAAACGUCUAUUCCUGAAGAAUUGUUUAUUUGUUUAACAUCUUAUCUUAAAUCAAUACAUGUAAUGAUAUAGACUGCUUAUUUUACACUCAGACGAUGAUUGAUAUUUUCAGUCUAUUUCAACAUUUCAUACAUUAUAUGAUAACGAUAACGAAAAACAUACCCACAGAUUUCAACAACAUAUGCUUUAUAGAUACUAUAAAAUCAAAAUGUUA